Molecule: messenger RNA, 3547 nt
Organism: Phalacrocorax carbo (great cormorant)
Lineage: Eukaryota; Metazoa; Chordata; Aves; Suliformes; Phalacrocoracidae
Source: RefSeq, a predicted model, not a curated record
GCGCAGGCGCCGUGCGGGCAGGGCGCGCCCCGCCGCCGGUGGGCCGGGCCGGGCCAGGCCGGGCGGCGGCAGCGCGGCCGCCAACGCGGAGGCAGGGCGGGUGAGGCGCCGGGUAUGGCUCCGGCAGUGACGGGCGGGAUGCCGCCGGGCGCUCCCUCGCUGGGCCCGACGGUGGCAUGGCUGAGCAACCGCUCCGCUCUCGAUAAUGGGGAGUUUCACCAGGUUUUGGCAAGCUAUGGCUUACAGACAACUACUUCGACAACUAAAACUGAUGGCAAGGCUGAUCACCUGGAGUAUACUGCCUUUGCAUUGGUUCCUGUUUUCUUCAUCAUGGGUCUCUUGGGGAUUCUCAUCUGUCAUGUCCUUAAGAAAAAAGGAUAUCGUUGUACAACAGAGGCUGAAGAAGUAGAAGAAGAAAAACUUGAUGAGAAAAUAGAAAUGAAUGAAACAUUACAUGAGAAUAGCGACACUGUGGGACAAAUUGUUAACUACAUUAUGAAAAAUGAAGCAAAUGCUGAUGUGUUAAAGGCCAUGGUAGCAGAUAGCGGUGUCUUUGAACCUGAAAGCCCUUUAUCUCCUACCUCUUCUGGGAGUCCAACGAGUCCAGGGUCUCCUUUGUCACCUGGUGCUGUUCCAUUUAAACACAGCUGCAAAGGCCAUCACUUUCAUACUGUUGGAGGAGUAGUAGAAAAGGAUGUUUGUACUCGUUGUAGCCACAAACGAUGGCACCUUAUAAAGCCAGCUCACAAGCCUAAAGAGCACAGAAGAAGUCGUCUUGGAGAAGUUACAGUCCUUUCUGUGGGAAGAUUUAGAGUCACAAAAGUGGAGCACAAAUCGAAUUCUAAAGAACGGAAAAGCUUGAUGUCUGUUACUGGUGUGGAGAGUGUCAAUGGUGAUAUGCCUGCCACGCCUGUGAAACAGGAAGCCAGAGAAGCACCUGCCACGCCUGUGAAACAGGAGAUGCAAGAGAGGAGAAGCUCAGAGUAAACUGCAGGUGGAACUUUUAGAAGUUUGUCUGCUAGCACUUUGGAGAAAACUGAAAACUCCCAAGAGAUGCAUACUAUUUAAGGAAAUGUAUUUAUGGCACUGUAGCAUUUUACAAGUUCUGUGAUGGCAUCCAUGCAAGGUUGAACACUUAAUGGUUCUUUCACUAGUAAAAUCAGUAAGAUUUAGACACUCAAAUACUGUUGAGCUGUGUGGACCUCAUACCAAAUGUUAGGCUUCGUCUUGGAAAGAAAAAAUACAAGUUUUUCAACAGGAAAGGAAAAGGCCUUAUCAACUAAUGUUACUCUUUUUGCACUUAGGCAAGACUUUUUAAUGACCUCAAUAGCACAAGUAAUAUGAUUACCCAAUGGAUAAACUGUGUUCACCCCUCUGGUCUGUCUGGAUUUUUCUCCUCUGUUCUUCCCCUCCAGAAUUGACAAGUGUUUGCUGAAGAUAAAAACCAUCCUCUGGAAGGUGAAAAUAUUCUUGUAAUCAAACUACUAGUAGCCAAGCAAAACAUACAAGGAAAUAAUUGUCAGCCAAAAUCUACAUGUGUGCCUUUAGUACAUAAGCCCUCAGACUCUGUGAAGGGUACUUCAUAGUACAGAAUGGUUCAGCUAUAUGUAGACGUUAAUUUAAAUUUUUGUCCUCCCCCUCCUUACCUCCCUCUUACUACUUAACAUAGGCUGAAGAGCGUCUUUUUCUAUGCAGUUGGGUGAGGUCUUGGGAAGGUUACUUUCCUUAAGGGUGCUUGUUCUCCUGUUUUCUUGUAACUACACACUCGUAUUUGAAGAACACCUAAUAGUUUUGCCUUUCUUUUUGUUUUACCCAUAGGUUCCUUAUUAAGUUAAGGCAACUUAUUUCAGCCAUUAGAUAAGGAACGGAAUAUUUGGCAUUAAAAAUUUGUAGACUAUUUACUAAAGUACUUCAGAGUGGCUUUAUUGGACUGAGGGUAGCUGUUUUAAUUGGCACCAAAAUCUUAAGCCAAUGUGAGUUAAGCGAGUAUUUUAAGUGUGACUUGCUGCCAAAAAUGCCAGCUUUGGUUUUGUGAUGUUAAUUCUUUUUGUCUACUUACAAUCUCUGUUUUGUCCUGUUACUUGUUUUUGGGAGGGAAUACUUCGCAAUACUUCAGCAAAAUUUGCUGCAUAAUAGAAACUGAAAAAUAACAUUUUUUUCUGAGUGCCUGAGUAUAUAAGCUCUAACGUAAUGCAUUUUAGUAGAGAUUGCAGUAUAUUCUGAGAACUAUAAAGUAACUUAUUCUGCUUGAUGAACUCAGUGAAAAUCAGUGUUUGUUUUGAAAUUGAUUUUUUUUUUACAUUAAUACUUUCAAUCCUUUUAGUCCAAGUGCUCUAAAGUGUUUCUCCUUCAGGUCUGAGAAUCAGGUUUUUUCAUCAGUUUAUGUAGUGUUAACAAUCAAUGUGUACAAAGAUGGAAAUUAUUCUUCUUGCUUAUUUAUUAAAUACUCCCACCUUUUGUCAGGAAACAUCAAGUUUAUUUCACUCUUGCUGAAAGGAUGUUCUGUUGAUGGUCUUCCUUUUACUUGUAUCCAUGAGAUACUGACUGGACCUAUAAAUAAGUACUUUUCACUGAUGCUAUGUUUGCCAAAAAGAAAACCCCAAACCCACCACCCACCAAAUCUCUGAAAAGCAUAAAUGGUUUAUCAUUCCUUUAAUAAUGGAUAUUUUUAGAGAUUAUUGGCCAUCCUUGAGAACCAAAAGUAACUGUUUGGCCAGGACUGGAACUUCAGUGUUUAUCAUCCCUGCUUCCAUUAAUUUAAACCUGGCUUAAGAAAUCUCUUCCAUAUAUAACAUAAACACCAAGAUUAUCUUACAGGCAUAAAUUUAAUAUUCUUGAAUUUUUUUCUUCUUCAAUCUCCACUUGAUUAUUUGUAUGAAGUGCUAAUAUUUCUAGAAGAAUUUAAUUAGUAUUGGUUAGAGUAGUUAGCUUUCAGUUUCCAAGAAAUUGAGAGCUAUGAGUAUAAAAUGUUACUGGAAAAAGGGAGUAUUGGGCAAAACAAGCAGCUUCAAAUAAUCUUCAGAAAAGAGAUACAGUUAUAGACUGUCCCAAAAGCUUAAAAAAAAAAAGGGGGGUGGAAUGGAUUUUGAUAGUACUGUGUUUUUAUACAUGAUGAUAGGUUAGAACUGCAAGUAAAUUUGCCAAAAAGAUGGAAGAAAAUUUAAACAGAAUAAACAGAAAUAUGUAUUUUUUUACUUAAUUUAAAAGUAGUUUUUAUUUUGAUUCAAUUGGAAAUAUGUAGAAUAAAAGAAAUGAAAAUGUGUUGAAUAUGUAAAAUAUUGUUUACCUGUAUAAAAUACUUCUAAGGUAUUACAAGACCUGGUAUAUGCAAGGAUUUAAUUUGUGCAUUGUUACUUCAAUAAGAGGCUUUAGAAACUGUUGCCUGUUUCAUUGCAUUUAGCACUACACUCUGCUGUUUUGUAUGGAUAUGGAUAUUGCCAUAUUAGUCUGCCUUUCUUAAAUUUGCAUAUCAGAUGUAAUUUUAACAAAGUAGUUUAUAUACAACUUUUGUACUACCAAGCAGUAAAUAAAAAAUACUGAUUCUUAA